AUCGUUGCAUGGUGUUUCCGGUGUAACCGGAAGCGCCUCACUUAGGAGCUGAACUUGUCCGUUGCGUCGCUCAUUCACAAAGUUUGUAAAUGUGAGAGCGAUGGCUGGUCCUGAGCUCCUGCUGGACUCCAGCAUUCGGAUGUGGGUAGUCCUGCCCAUCGUCUUCAUCACCUUCUUGGUUGGGGUCAUUCGUCAUUACGUCACCCAGCUGCUCCACAGUGACAAGAAGCUGGACCUGGAGCAGGUCUCUGACAGCCAGGUACUCCUUCGAAGUCGCAUCCUCAGGGAGAACGGGAAGUACAUUCCCCGGCAGUCCUUUGCCAUGAGGAAACAUUACUUCAACAACGCAGAGACCGGAUUCUUCAAGAAGGUCAAGAGGAAGGUCGUCCCCAAGAACCCCAUGACAGACAGCAGCAUGUUGACGGACAUGAUGAAAGGAAACCUGACCAACAUGCUGCCCAUGAUUCUGAUUGGUGGAUGGAUCAACUGGGCUUUCUCUGGAUUUGUCAUAACAAAGGUGCCGUUUCCUCUGACUCUGAGGUUCAAGCCCAUGUUACAGAGAGGAAUAGACCUGCUGUCACUGGAUGCAUCUUGGGUAAGUUCAGCUUCCUGGUACUUCCUGAAUGUGUUUGGACUGAGAAGCAUGUAUAACCUCAUACUGGGUCAGGACAACGCUGCUGACCAGUCACGGCUCAUGCAGGACCAAAUGACUGGUGCUGCCAUGGCGAUGCCCCCUGACCCCAACAAGGCUUUUAAGAGCGAGUGGGAAGCACUGGAGAUCGUGGAACACAAGUGGGCGCUGGAGAACGUGGAGGAGAAGCUGAUGUCCAGAGACCUCGCCUUCGGGGGUCUGUGACAUCACGUUCAGCAUGUUGUAGAGAAACACGUCUGUGGAUGGUUGUGCAGCUCUGCUGUAGCAGAGGAACUGAUUUUCAAGGUGCAAGAGUGAAGAAUGGACACAGACCUUGUCAAGCAUGAACAGCCUCCACCAUGUUUGUUUGUGGCAGCACUCGGGAAUCCAGCUGCAUUUAAACGUGACUGGGUCGCUUCCACGGCGACAUCCUGCAGGACACUUUGCUUGUACGUCCCUGGAGUUGUGCUGACCUUGAAAUAAACACCCCAUCACCACGAACCUCA
Messenger RNA from Melanotaenia boesemani (Boeseman's rainbowfish), 1137 nucleotides. RefSeq names its product TMCO1/EMC3 family protein. Bases 101 to 856 code for a protein of 251 amino acids. Gene Ontology annotation, biological process: protein folding in endoplasmic reticulum. NCBI's taxonomy places the organism in Eukaryota, Metazoa, Chordata, Actinopteri, Atheriniformes, Melanotaeniidae. Gene Ontology annotation, cellular component: EMC complex; membrane. The record is from RefSeq and is a predicted model, not a curated record. The transcript has 9 exons.